Saprolegnia parasitica CBS 223.65 is the source of this 2858-nucleotide messenger RNA. RefSeq lists its product as hypothetical. Gene Ontology annotation, cellular component: G protein-coupled receptor heterodimeric complex; membrane. Gene Ontology annotation, biological process: G protein-coupled receptor signaling pathway. The record is from RefSeq and is a predicted model, not a curated record. Lineage: Eukaryota; Oomycota; Saprolegniomycetes; Saprolegniales; Saprolegniaceae. Gene Ontology annotation, molecular function: G protein-coupled GABA receptor activity. The transcript is spliced from 10 exons. Bases 107 to 2803 code for a protein of 898 amino acids.
AGUUGGAAGACGUAGCGACUCUUUCGUAACGGUUCGCGCCAAGCGGCACACGGCUCGGGUAUAAUUACGAUCUACCCGAGAGGUGAAGCAGCAACGACAAGCUCCGAUGCGAAGCUCCCUACUUCUUGCGCUGUUCGGCCUCGAGAUGUUGUUCGCUGAGACGCCAAAGCCGUCGCUUCUCGAGUCGCAGCGAGGCUCCUGCUUGGACGCUGCGUGGGUUCAGCGCACGGCUGAUGCGUACAAGCUCGAUCCGCACGUGCGGGACGACGAGAACCGUCGAGUAAACCCUUUCUUGCAGCCGGGUAUGAAGGUGCCGCGCUUCAGGGUCCAAGACCCCCGCAUGAAUCGCCCCAAUCUCUUUGGGUCCUGCAUGGCUCCCAAUGAAAUCUUGCACGGCUUGGGCGAGACCGUAUACGCCAAUAAGUCGCAGGCCUUUCCCGGUGACUACAACGGCACACUGAUCAUCGAGCGCAACGGUUGGCAGUCGCACGACCUCUCACGCGUCGUCCUCAGCAUUUUGCUCACUGAAGUGGUUGGGUAUGGCGUCUCUACAGUCGAAACCGGCGGUGGCCUGCACUGUGCGCAGCGCAUGUCGUAUCAAGGCUCCAGCCACUGCACGCCAACGCACAUCAACCCCGAAGUCUGGACCAGCGGGAAGCUCAAGACGCUGAAUGUAUACGCCAACUCGACGAUGCCGACAUCCACUGGUUACAACGGCAUGGGGGGGCUGUACACACUCACCGACAACGUAAACGAAGCGCUGAAAGGAAAUGCCUCGACCAAAGCCGUAUGCGCUCGACUUUUGGCGCGACUACAACUGGAGCGACCAAGUGAUCCAGUAUUUUGGCUACAACCAACCAAAAUGGCGCCGCUGGCUCAGCAAAGUUCAUGUCCCGACGGCUCGUUUGGGUGCCGCAACGGCUGCUCCAAGUCCCACGCGUGCACGCUCAACGAGGAAAAGAACAAAACGUGCAUGGUCGUGGCCAUGAUGGACCAGGGAUAUGACCCCGGCUUUGUCCAGGCCAUGAUGAGCAACAACCACAUUCCGGCCUACUUUUGCUUCCUCGGAUACGACGGCAUGCUUGCCUAUGUCGCGAAUACCUUGAAAACGGGUGGCGCCGUCGCGUUCUAUGACUUCGAGCCCGAUGUCCUCUUUUACGAGUACCCGGGCGCCUUUACCCAUGUGACCUUUCCGCAGUCAGACCCGGCCAAUAUCGCAGCAGCCACUGGCAGCUUUGGCGAGAACGGCUACGGCGAGCCAACCACGAAUCCGCUCAGAACCGACUAUCCGCUCACGCCGCUUGUGCGCUACAUGUCCAAGAUCAUCUUGCGCGACACUUUCCUCGUCGACUUUCUCAUGAAUAUGCAAAUCGCCCCGCUUGAUAUGGACAUCCUCUUCUCCGACUACGUCGCGUUCAUGAAGAACCAAUCCAUACCGGAUCCCGUCUUUGCGUCUGCCUGCAAGUGGGUCCAAAACAACUACCUCACGUGGAGCGCUUGGGUCUCUCCACUGCCUCUCUGCACGCUUCAAGGCAGCGUCUCGUUCGCGUACCAAGGUUGCAACGCGUCCACGCGCCUCAUCUCCUUCGUUUGGAACACGCCUAAUCCCGCCAACGCCUCGCUACCGUACGACUGCGACGGCGGCCUCCUUGUCGUACCCGCCCCGUAUGCAUCCAGCAAGACCUGCGCGUGGCUCGACUCCAACACCAAGACGUGGAUGAGCUGGCUCAGUAGUCCGCCCAUCUGCGACGCCACCUUUUACAACUACACCGUCACCGACUGCUCGGCGGAAGCGCUUCGGUCGGUCCUCUUCUACUGGCUCUUGCCCGACCCCGCCAAGUAUACGCUGAGCCUCGAGUGCAGCGGUGGCGUGAGCCUGCCGGCCAACAUCACCAUCGACUGCGACUAUGUCCCGUUGUCGUCCGGGACAUACUCGAGCAUGGUGGCGUUUGCCGCGUUCGUGCUGGCUGUCCUGGUGGUCUGCAUGAUUCUCAUCGUGCUGUUCCGCGAGAAGCCCGUGAUCAAGCGGUCGCAGUGGCACUUGCUCAUUGUCUUGGUGCUCGGCGGCAUGUGCAUGUGUGUGUACGUCAUAUUGGGCGGCGGCGCGCCGUCCAAUACGGUGUGCGGCGCUCGGCCCGUGUUCGCCUCGAUCGGGUACACGCUGGCGUUCGGCUCGCUUUUGCUCAAGUCGCUGCGUGUGUACCUCGUCUUUCACAGCAAGGCAGUGAAGAAGAACGUCGUGACCAUGGCGCGCAUGAUGCAUUAUCUAUGCGGCUUUCUGACCAUCGACAUUGUGAUUCUCGGCGUGUGGUACCUCGUGGACUUUCCUGCGCCAACAUUAACGGUCGAAGCCGCGACGGCCUUUACGGGGUCGGUCGACCACGUGUCGUGUCACUCGUCGAGCUUUAUCUUUCCCGCGCUUUGCAUCUUUUGGAAAGCUGUCAUCACCUUCAUUGGCCUCUACGUCUCGUUCCUCAUCCGGCACGACGGCGACGAUUUCCAAGAGUCGAUUUGGAUUUUCUCGGCGGCGUGCGUGGUGCUCAUGGGGUCAAUGUUUCUGAUCCCGCUCUCGUACUUGGUGGCGUUGCCGGCGACGACGAGUUUUGCGUUUUGCUCGGUGAUCACGCUCGUGUGCACGCUGGUCGUGAUGGGACUCAUGCUCGGACCCAAGUUUGCGCGCCUCAAUCGUCCGGACUAUACGUCGUCCGGCACGACCUCUGGCACCAAAGGCGUGUCCACAUCGAGCGCUGGACCGGUCAAACCUAUUCAUGUAGCAGCAGCGCCGCCAAGGGUCGUCCAGUAAGUCGCAGUUAACAGUAAAUUGCAUUCGAAUGACAAUACCGGUACAUACCGUUUGC